Neospora caninum is the source of this 1317-nucleotide messenger RNA. RefSeq lists its product as hypothetical. The transcript has a single exon. The record is from RefSeq and is a predicted model, not a curated record. Lineage: Eukaryota; Apicomplexa; Conoidasida; Eucoccidiorida; Sarcocystidae. Bases 1 to 1317 code for a protein of 438 amino acids.
AUGAGUCGCUCUGCCUGCAGUUCAUUGUCAUCCCAGCGUACCUCCCGAAAGGGAGGGAGGGCGCUUUCUUAUCUGUUGCUUGUUUCGCUCUGCUGUUUUUUCCUCUGGAGCCAAAAUAACGUGUUGUACGCAAAUGGACAUGGGUGCUGCAGGGGUGGUGGUUGUGGAUCCGCCUCACCGUCGGCACCAUCUGGAGAUAGUGGCUCGGACGGUCCUACUCCUGUGAGUGUGCUUCUUCCAAUCAAACUCGGUUACAAGUCGUAUUUCAUCUUCGGUGACAUCUAUGGCAAGCUCUACGAUUUCACCAAGUCUCUCUUGGGCAGGCCACUUUCCCGUUUUCUCCGACGGCGCGCGCAGCCUGUCGCGUACAAAGUCAGUACACAUUGGUUCCAAGCCCUUCUUCUGCAGUUGACAGGUGCUAUUAAACCACAAAAUGGAGGAGCUGGUGCGCAGUUGGAGCAAACGACGCUGAAUCGUGCAACGCUUUCCGAACUGGCUGAAAAGUUUGAGGUGAUCACCACGACCGCCUGGAAGAGCAGUGGACCAGAGACUAGAAUGCCAGUGUGUCACGUCGGUGACAAGAGCUGCCGUUCGAGGAUUGAAGAAGUCCUUUAUACAGCGAUGACCCUCUUCUAUUCGACGGUGCUGUCGACUCAAGGAUCGGGGGCACUCCUGAGAAAUUUCAAGCGCGUUUUGGAAAUGGAGGAGUGCCCGUUCUCGGCGUACUCUGACCCUGACUUUGUCAAUGCAGCAGAUUAUGACGGCGCGUCUGAGACGUCUGAAGUCAAUUUGCGGCUCGCUGAGCUGGGUAAAAAGAAAUACAGCAGCGAGAUUUGCCAUAGAUUCCGCGCCAGUGUAUUGGCUGAAAUGAAAACUGCUGGUGUAACUUUGGAGGAACAAGUGAGCAAAAUGAAGGCAGAGAAGCACGGGCACUCCUCGUAUACUCUCCAAGACGCCGCCAAGUCCGCCCAUGCCAAACUGAGCGGCGAGCCAUCCUUUGGUCAGGCGUCCCUACUGGCUGCUGUCAGGGGAGAAGCCUCGGCUCUCGGAAUGGAACCCUCCGACUGUUGCAAGAAAGGCGACGCGGUCGCUGCCGCGAUUAUGGCCGCCAAGCAAUCAUUGGGUCCCGUACUUUUUGACGCAUUUCUGCUUAAAACUGAGGAAGAGCUGCGCACAUCAGGCGAGUUGUGCUCAAACAUGCAAGAAGCUAUCGAGGCGGCAAAGAAGAAGGAGGCCGAGAAAGAAGCGGAGAAAGAAUCGGGGACGGAAAAGAAGGAGUGCUGCUGCGAGGAGAAGAAGAAGGCAGGAAAACAAUAA